Capsella rubella is the source of this 1521-nucleotide messenger RNA. RefSeq lists its product as uncharacterized. Gene Ontology annotation, cellular component: nucleus. The record is from RefSeq and is a predicted model, not a curated record. Bases 1 to 1413 code for a protein of 470 amino acids. Gene Ontology annotation, molecular function: protein binding. Lineage: Eukaryota; Viridiplantae; Streptophyta; Magnoliopsida; Brassicales; Brassicaceae. The transcript has 12 exons. Gene Ontology annotation, biological process: rRNA processing.
AUGAUAAGUGCAUUUUCAUGGGUGCCAAAAGGGGCUGCAAAGGCCACGCCUGAUCGUGCUAAAAUUCCUUCUAAGGAGGAAAUCGAAAAGCUCAAAAAGAGUUAUGAAUUAUAUGACGAAGAAGAAGAAGAGGACGCAGAGACGGAUGAUGAUGAAGUCGCUCAUGCAAUGGCCAUAGCAAAAGAUGUUGGGAUAUUUUCUAAAAGCAAGAAUGCUUCUUCUUCAAUGGAGGUUGAUGAUGAGGUAGCUGAUGGUUUGAAAGAACUUGACAUGGAUAAUUACGAUGAAGAGGAUGAUGGAAUUGAAAUUUUUAGCUCCGGGCGUGGGGAUCUUUAUUACGCAAGUAAUGAGAUGGAUCCAUAUCUCAACAACAAUGAUGAUGGUGGUAAUGACUCGGAUGAUGAUCAAACAAUAUCACCAACCGAUUUAGUAAUUGCUUGUGUUAAGAGCGACCGUAAUCUUGAGAUUUAUGUAUACGAGGAGACAUCUAAUGGCUCUCCAAACGUAUAUAGUCAUCGGCAAAUAAUGCUUUCAAAAACCCCAUUGUGUACUGCUUGGCUUGAUUGUCCACUUAAAGGAGGAGAAAAAGGGAAUUUUCUAGCUGUUGGUUCUUUUGGAUCGCCCAAGAUAGAGAUAUGGGAUCUUGACAUCAGGGACGAUGUGCUCCCUUGUGUAGAGCUAGGAGGAAAAAACAAGGAAAGGAAAUACAAAGAAUGUAGCCACACUAGAUCAGUUCUUGGUCUUGCUUGGAACAUGGAGUUUAGGAAUAUGCUUGCUAGUGCUAGUGCCGACAAACAAGUUAAAGUUUGGGAUGUUGCUACUAGAACAUGCCAGAUUACUAUGGCGCAUCACACUGACAAGGUACAAGCGGUUGCUUGGAAUCAUCAUGCUCCAGAAGUACUUCUUAGUGGGUCGUUUGAUCGCACUGUUGUAUUAACAGAUGUAAGGAAGCCUUCACACUCAGGUUUCAAAUGGUCAGUCAAUGCCGAAGUUGAAAGCUUAGCCUGGGAUCCACAUAGCGAACACUCCUUUGUGGUAAGUCUCGACAAUGGAACUGUAAAGGGCUUUGAUAUUCGUCAAGCCUCAACUUCAACUUCUGAUUUGAAUCCAAGUUUCAUUAUCCAACAUGGAACUAGCGCAGUCACUUCCGUCUCAUACAACAUUUCUGCACCUAAUCUUUUGGCAACUGGAUCUACGGACAAUUCGGUAAAGCUUUGGGAUCUUUCAAACAAUGAGCCUUCAUGCAUUGCGACACACACACCAAACGCUGGAGGCUUGUUUAACAUUGCUUUCUCUCCGGACAAUCCUUUCUUACUCGCUAUGGGUGGCUCCGAAGGGGAGUUAAAAUUUUGGGAUACACUUUCGGACGCUAUUGUCUCCGGUAGAUACGGAACCAGACCAGUCCAACCGUGAAAGUCCAGCUAAUCUAUGAUUUGGUCGUCAAUUUCGAACAAACAUGAACCAAAAUUUUGUAGUAGUUUUUUUUCUUUCAUUACGGUUUGUUUUUAUUUCUUGUAUUCU